This is a messenger RNA of Necator americanus (New World hookworm), 309 nucleotides long. RefSeq lists its product as uncharacterized. Gene Ontology annotation, molecular function: nucleic acid binding. Bases 1 to 309 code for a protein of 102 amino acids. The record is from RefSeq and is a predicted model, not a curated record. Lineage: Eukaryota; Metazoa; Nematoda; Chromadorea; Rhabditida; Ancylostomatidae. The transcript has a single exon.
AUGAUCUGUGUUUGGUGGGAUUGGGAAGGCAUGGUGUACUGGGAAAUGCUCGAAAGGAAUGACACGGUCACUAAGGAGCUCUACAUAGCCCAACUACAUCGCGUGAAAGAGGCUAUGCGACUGAAAAGACCACCAACAAGGCCAAACCAUGCUCCUUCACGACAACGCCAAGCCUCAUGUUGCACAAGUCGUGAAAGCCGCACUCGAAGAGCUCGAAUGGGAGGUCCUUCAGCAUCCGCCGUAUUCUCCGGACCUUGCACCGACGGAUUACAAUCUUUCCCGCUCCCGAACCAUUACCUUCGACAAUGA